Molecule: messenger RNA, 692 nt
Organism: Neoarius graeffei (lesser salmon catfish)
Lineage: Eukaryota; Metazoa; Chordata; Actinopteri; Siluriformes; Ariidae
Exons: 2
Coding region: 101-511 (136 amino acids)
Biological process (GO): regulation of autophagy
Cellular component (GO): mitochondrion
Source: RefSeq, a predicted model, not a curated record
ACUCACAGACUAAAAGCAAGCAGCAGCUCCUUGACACAGAGCAGCAUCGGGACUACAUCACAUCUCUCGAGACUCAAGCAUACUCUAUAUUUACUCCAGCAUGAAGCCGAGGAGACUGCUGCUAUCCGUGGCUCCUUUGCCUACAAUAACAGAGAUGCACGAGGAUGCCUCACAGACGGGAUGCUCCUCACACUCUAUGGAGGAAUAUGUCGACUCCAUUAAAAAGCUGGCCCAGCCUGCAUAUGGCCCUGUGCGGGUUGCGCGGACUCUGAGGCCUCGUCUCUUUUCCAAGCCUCUGGACAAACACUUGGGAAGUAGCAGUUCACUUCACUGCUCCUACAGGACCCCACGGUCACGUGUAACCACCACACUGGGUCUGGAUGAGCUCACACACAGUUUCAGUAGCCACAGAGACCCAGUGGACUGGCUCUUUGCACAGACACAGUUACCUGCACCUCGAGAUGAGCUGCACAGGACUGAGAGUGCACCAGCUGCCCUGAGGUUACUGUAAUAAAGUGCACACAGAGGAACUUCAUUGCACUGGACUGAGAAACGAUACACUGGAGGAUGUUGGACGUGGAUUAAUAUUGAUAAUAGCUUAAUUUAUUUGUGUGUGUGUGUGUGUGUGGGGGUUGUAUUUAUGUUUACACUGUAUGGUUUGAAAUAAAGUUUAAAAUUUUUGACGUGGUAAA